Molecule: messenger RNA, 2964 nt
Organism: Odocoileus virginianus texanus
Lineage: Eukaryota; Metazoa; Chordata; Mammalia; Artiodactyla; Cervidae
Gene: SQLE
Product: squalene epoxidase
Biological process (GO): cholesterol metabolic process; sterol biosynthetic process
Cellular component (GO): endoplasmic reticulum; membrane
Molecular function (GO): squalene monooxygenase activity; flavin adenine dinucleotide binding
Source: RefSeq, a predicted model, not a curated record
GUCCAGCCCAAACGCCGGCGACACUCGUGCGGCCGGGCGGCUAUCUAGGCGCCAGGCGGUUACUCUGGUUACUGCCGAAGCGCUGCACUGGGAGGUCUGCCGCCGCCCGCGAGGGAUGCUGGUGAUGAGUCGCUCGGGAGCCGCCGCCGCAGCUGCUCUCUGAGGCGGGGAGCGCCCUGGAAAGUGUCGUUCAGCUGGGUGAAGAUUCGGGGACUGGUGCCUUGGGAGCCGCGAGGAGGAGGAAGUUUGGAGGUGGGGGCUACGCUUCCCAGUCCUGGAGCCGCAGUCUCGAGUCCGAGGCCAUCUUUGGUGGGAGAAGGCUGCCCUGUCCGACGUCUCCCUUUGAGAGUGGAGGCCCCGGGCAAGAGAAGGAGCUCUCUCUCCGCGCCGUCUCAGCUCUCGAGCUUUCCGACCCGGUGAGGCCGCAGUUCCCCAGCGCAAGAUAUUUCUUUGAUGUUUGUCUCCCUGUUGCUCUUCCGAAAGGACACCUGCUGCUAGUGAGAGCGAAGAGCAAUUUCACUGCACGACAAGCCAACAACAAAAUUUAAUACGUUAUCCGGAAUUAAUCUCCCAGGACUCCCAGCACUCCCCCACCCCCCAUAGAUGGAUUGCUUGAGAGGGGAGAGUCUGAUCUCGAGCUGUUGGAGAUUUUUAAAUACUUUUCUUUAAAUCCUGGAGAACGUUCCGGUCUAAACGUACUUUUUACUAACUUAUAUGAUUUUGUAAAUUUCUCUGAUUUGAAUUGUAAUCCCGUGACGGUGUUUCCUGGACUUUGGCCGGUCCCCCGCGCUCCUUUUUGGCAACACAUUUUGGGGAGAGCAUCUAAACGCCAAAACCCUACCAGGAAAAAAAAAAUCUCCUGACGUUGAUCCGGAGUCCCCGAAGAAGCCUUUUAACCAUGUGGACUUUUCUCGGCAUCGCUACUUUCACCUAUUUUUAUAAGAAAUGCGGAGACUUUGUCUCUCUGGCCAACAAGGAGCUGUUGCUAUGCGUGCUGGUGUUCCUGUCGCUGGGGCUCGUGCUGUCUUAUCGCUACCGGAGCGGGGCCCUCCUCGGGCGCCGGCAGAGUGGCUCCCAGUUGGCGGGCUUCUCCUAUAUUCUGUCAGCUUUGCCUUUCAUUGGCUUCUUCUGGGCCAAAUCCCCCGCUGGAUCAGAAAAUAAAGAGCAGCUGGGGUCUAGGAGGUGCAAAAAAGGGACCAGUAUUUCAGAAACAACCUUAAUAGGAACAGCUGCCUCUACCCUGACCUCUUCUCAAAACGAUCCAGAAGUUAUCAUCGUGGGAUCUGGUGUCCUCGGCUCUGCUUUGGCCGCAGUGCUUUCUAGAGAUGGAAGAAAGGUGACGGUAAUUGAGAGAGAUUUAAAAGAGCCUGACCGGAUCCUUGGAGAAUUUCUGCAGCCAGGUGGUUAUUAUGCCUUGAAAGACCUUGGUCUUGAAGAUACAGUGGAAGGUAUUGAUGCCCAGGUUGUAAAUGGCUACAUAAUUCAUGAUCAGGAAAGCAAAACAGAGGUUCAGAUUCCUUUCCCCCUGUCAGAGAACAAUCAUGUGCGGAGUGGAAGAGCUUUCCAUCAUGGAAGAUUCAUCAUGCGUCUCCGGAAGGCAGCUAUGGCAGAGCCCAAUGCAAAGUUUAUCGAGGGCACUGUGCUGCAGUUACUAGAAGAAGAUGAUGCUGUGAUGGGAGUUCAGUACAAGGAUAAAGAGACUGGAGACAUCAAGGAACUCCAUGCUCCAUUGACUAUUGUUGCAGAUGGACUUUUCUCCAAGUUCAGGAAAAACCUGAUCUCGAAUAAAGUUUCCAUUUCUUCACAUUUUGUUGGCUUCCUUAUGGAGAAUGCACCGCAGUUUAAAGCAAAUCAUGCCGAACUUAUUUUAGCUAACCCAAGUCCAGUUCUCAUCUACCAAAUUUCACCUAACGAAACUCGAGUACUUGUGGACAUCCGAGGAGACAUGCCAAGGAACUUGAGAGAAUACAUGACUGAAAAUAUCUACCCACAGUUACCUGAUCACCUGAAAGGACCAUUCCUAGAAGCCUCUCAGAAUUCACGUUUGAGAUCGAUGCCAGCAAGCUUCCUCCCUUCUUCACCAGUAAACAAACGAGGUGUUCUUCUUUUGGGAGAUGCAUACAAUAUGAGGCAUCCUCUUACUGGUGGAGGAAUGACUGUUGUUUUUAAUGAUAUAAAACUGUGGAGAAAAUUGCUGAAGGGUAUCCCUGACCUUUAUGAUGAUGCAGCUGUUUUCCAGGCCAAACAAUCAUUUUAUUGGACAAGAAAAAAGUCUCAUUCCUUUGUUGUGAAUGUUCUUGCUCAGGCUCUUUAUGAAUUAUUUUCUGCCACAGAUGAUUACCUACAUCAACUGAGAAAAGCCUGUUUUUUUUAUUUCAAACUUGGUGGAAAAUGUGUUGCAGGUCCGGUUGGGCUGCUUUCCGUAUUAUCUCCCAAUCCUCUGGUUUUAAUCGGACACUUCUUUGGCGUUGCAGUCUAUGCCACCUAUUUUUGCUUUAAAUCGGAACCUUGGAUUACAAAACCCCGAGCCAUUUUCAGUAGCGGUGCUGUAUUGUACAGAGCGUGUUCUGUAAUAUUUCCUCUGAUUUACUCAGAAAUGAAGUACUUGGUUCAUUAAGCUUAAAGGGGAACCAUUUGUGAAUGAAUACUGGGAACUCGCCAAGUCUGCAGUGACUUGGAAGAGAGUGUAUAUAGCACAGUACUCCUCCCGCUUCUGAAGUGGGAAUUCUUGGACCAAGAUUGGGAUUAAUUUGUUUUUGAAGUUAUUUUGUAUAUAAACAUACAUGUAAAUAUAUACUUUAGUUUGCAAUUUCAAAUGAAGGGUAAAAUAAGAUAGAUAUUUAAAAGAAAUGAUUGUUACCAUAAAUUAGUGCUAACAUUGAGGAGCUGCAGUUUGUCUUUUGAAUUCAGUAUUUGGGAUGAGUCACUGUGGGACAUGCAAAUAAAAUGAAGAAUGAACUCUCA